Elaeis guineensis (African oil palm) is the source of this 2591-nucleotide messenger RNA. Its product is annotated as probable mediator of RNA polymerase II transcription subunit 26b. The record is from RefSeq and is a predicted model, not a curated record. NCBI's taxonomy places the organism in Eukaryota, Viridiplantae, Streptophyta, Magnoliopsida, Arecales, Arecaceae. Gene Ontology annotation, cellular component: nucleus.
CUGACUCUUCUUCCUAUUGGGUUCCUAAUUCCUAUUCUUCUUUACAUUUUAUUCCAUUAUUAAGUAUUCUGGAAUAGUAGCGUAUGAUGUAACAUCAAUAGGAUUAGAAAAAGACGGGAUUUAUAUUUAUUUUUUUUUUGUUAACGGGGGAUCGAGGGGGACUGGGUUAGAUACGCUAUCGAUGGAAGGGAUUAUCCACCCGUCCCUAUCCCUUGCUGGUAUUCGCCCUCCCUUCUCCUUUCGCAGGGGGAUAUAGAAAGAAAGAGAGAGAAAGAGAGGCGAAAAGUUGGAACCUUUUUUUUGGGGGAAUUUUGGUCUCUGUCCCAAAGUUCCCCAAAUCGGUGGUUUUGGUUUCUGAGGGGGAGGGGAACAGGGAAAUCCUGUAAUGGUCAAGGUGGUCAUGGGGUUAAAGAAAUCGGGAAGUUAGGAGUUUUGGGGCGUCGGAAAGGGGACGGCGAUCGGUUUCUUGGGUGAAAAUUUUGAUCGUCUUUGGGGACGAUCGUUGGGAAUUUGGAUAUCGAGAUUUUUGGCCUCGUUUUUUCCGUGAAAAGGAAAGACAACAAAUCCGAUCUUUGUUGCGCGGUUUUGCGUUUUUCUUGCUUGUUACGAUCGGAAACAAGCUUGAUCGGCAACAAGGUUGAUAACCCUUCGGGUUUUGGGUUGGCAGCAUCGGAAUCGGCGGUCGAGAUUCGAUAAAGAAAGGGCCUUCUGGGAUCUCUUUGAUCGUUCAUCGCCGGAGCUCCGAUCGCCGCCGCCUCCGCCGCGAUGGCGAAUUCGUCGGCUUCGCUGGAUUACUGGAGGAAGUUUUUCCGCAGCGCGAAUUCGGACAUCUUCGAAGUCCUCGAGCAAGCGAUCCUCGUAGCGGCGUCCGAUUACCCCCAAGAAUUCAGAAGCAGGAGGGAUGGGAUUGGCGAGAAGCUCUACACCUGCCUCCUGCCGCGGUGUUUCGGGUGUGAUCGGGUCGAGUCUCGGGUGACGACGGAGGGCGGAGAGGAGGGAGAUGGCAGCGUCAAGAGAGAUGUCGAGAAGGAGUGCAAGGUCGACAGCAGCAACGAGCCGUCUGAGGACUUGAACCGGCUCGUUAGCAAUUACAGCUACGACGAGGCCGAGGCGUUAACCGAGGAGAUGGAGGAAGAAAGCCAAAUGUUUGAAGAGGUUUUGAGGAUUAAGGAUAUUCUUGCCAACAAGCAUGAUCAGUCGGAUAGUGUCUUGUUUGACUCAUUGAGGAGGCUGCAGCUGAUGGAGCUUUCUGUAGAGACCUUGAAGGCAACUGAAAUUGGAAGGGCUGUUAAUGGUCUGCGGAAACACAAUUCCAAGCAAAUUCGUCAUCUUGUGCGCACCCUCAUUGAUGGUUGGAAAGUUUUGGUUGAUGAGUGGGUCAGUGCAACCGCUGCCAUUGCAGAUAAUUCCCCAGCCUCUGUCAAUCCUUCUGUUGUGGAUGAGGAGGAAGGGCUCCCAUCACCUCCAUUAGAUGAGGGAGCUUUAUGGGCUACGCAGACUACUUGCAUCCAGCUAUCUGAGUUCUUCGACGGAAUGGAUGACGAUGGAAAUUUGAGAAAUAACGGGGAGUUUGACAAGAACCGGGAAAACAGAAAGAGGCAUCCAGUGAACCAUGAACCAAUGAGGAAGCAGCAACCUCCAUGCCGGCCAGUUGUUACUGAAGAUAGGGGGCAGAUGAGGAAACAAGAACCAAUAGUGAGGCAAGCAAAGCCACAGGAAGCCUCUGCUUUCCAAGCUAAGCCUCAAGGCAUUAUGAGGAAAGAAAGCAAGCCUAUCAGUGCUGACUUUGGCCCUGGGAGACCAGCUAGGCUACCUUCUGAGCAGAAAGCUGGUAAUGAGAUGAAAGCUAAACAACAAGAUCUUUCUGCCAUCCAGAGGAAGCCCCCAAUGAUUCCACAAGAUUCAAAAUAUUCUGAAGAGGCAUUGGUUCGGGCCAAGUUAGAGGCAGCGAAGAGGAAACUUCAUGAGGGUUACCAGCAAGCUGAAAAUGCAAAGAAACAGAGAACGAUACAAGUGAUGGAGCUGCAUGAUAUACCAAAGCAGAGCCACCACCAUAGACAGCCUAACAUGAAACCUCGAAACAACUUUAGGAGCUGGGCGAAUGGGCGUUUUUAGUUGUGUCAGUUGGAGCUGCAAACUGCAUCCAUGGAUGAUCCCUUUCUAUAAGUGGAAGAGGAUAUUCUGCUUGCUGCCAGAAUUUGUAUCUACCAGCUGAGAUCAUUGUCAAGACUAAAGAAUUUUUUUCCAAAAUAGUUAGAUACUUAGAUUAUAUAGUACCAUAAAUGGGGAUGGUGAGAGGUUCAUUAGCUUCUUAAGCUGGUGACAGAGAAGCCUGACUCAAAAGAGUUCAACUGAAAGAAGACAUUUUGAGAGUUGGACUGUAUUCUAACCAAGUCAUAAGUGAUUGGUUCAUUAUUAAGAUAAGCUUUGUAGAGAUAACAUAAUAGAAUUCAAAAAACCACCUUAUCAUUCUCCAUCCCUGUUAUUUUUCUUUGCUGGUCCCUCCAUGAUGUAACAACAGCACUAUUUAGCUAACUUAUCAAAACAUUUAUAGUCUUAAUUGCAGUUCUUGUGGAUGUAUUUGUUGGUUA